AUACCGCGAGAGGUUUUAUGUUCUCGCGACAGUUACGUCAGAAACAGACAAUAUGGCGGACCGGCUAACACAACUUCAAGACGCAGUCAAUUCGCUUGCUGAUCAGUUUUGUAAUGCUAUCGGCGUCCUGCAACAGUGUGCACCUCCUGCAUCUUUCAGUAACAUCCAGACAGCUAUCAACAAGGAUCAGCCAGCAAACCCAACAGAAGAGUAUGCCCAGCUGUUUGCAGCCCUUAUAGCCCGAACAGCCAAAGAUGUGGAUGUACUCAUAGACUCGCUGCCCAGUGAGGAGUCCACAGCAGCUCUGCAGGCGGCCAGUCUGCGGCAGCUGGAGGAGGAGAACCAUGAGGCAGCAGCUCGGCUAGAAGAGGUGGUUUACCGCGGCGAUAUGCUGCUGGAGAAGAUCCAGAGUGCACUGGCUGACAUUGCCCAAUCUCAGCUCCGCACCCGCAACGGGGCACCCAGCCAGCCAUCACCGGCUGAAUCCUGACCCGAGGAAUGCAUAAUAUGAUUCUGGACAAUUUUCAGUCUUUUCAGCUAUUUUUUUUCUUUGCCUUCAGCCACAAUAGGCCAUCAUUGAAACUGCCAAACAUGGUGUGUGUUCACAUGUCAAAUGUGUGAACAUGUAGAUGCUGAAGUGGUUCUGUGUGGAUGAGGUCAUCUUUAUGUUUUUUGUUUGUUUUUGAAACGUCAUUUCUACAGCUCAGCUAAAGAAGGAUGAAGGAUGGUGUCUUUACAUGCACAUGGAUCUUCUUUCCUGAAAUUUUUAUUUAAAAAAAAAAAAAAAAACCUUCUCUGUGGGCCUGAGGAGACCAAUCUGACAGGUGUUCUGUGAUUUAUGUACACUAUAAUGUUAUAUAUAUUUAUGUCUGAUUUUGUAGAUAUUCAAUGAAACCAUGAUAGCUCAUCUCUCUUGAGGUAUUUUCUUUUUUAAAUAAACCGUGGAUAGCCACAUAAGUGUUAAUAAUAUCCCCUUUUUUUAAUAUAGUUUGCAAACUGUUACCACAAGCGUUUUGUACACAAACCAUGUGGGUGAUGUUAAUUGUUGGAGUUUGUUUGUGGCAUUGCAUCACUUUCAUUUUUUUCAUUGGAACUGAUACACUAGCAGAAACUGACAUGACGUACUGCGAGCCUUUACCAGGAAAUGAUUACAAUUAAAGAAUGACCACAU
Messenger RNA from Neolamprologus brichardi, 1171 nucleotides. RefSeq names its product mediator complex subunit 21 (gene med21). Gene Ontology annotation, biological process: regulation of transcription by RNA polymerase II. Gene Ontology annotation, cellular component: mediator complex. The record is from RefSeq and is a predicted model, not a curated record. NCBI's taxonomy places the organism in Eukaryota, Metazoa, Chordata, Actinopteri, Cichliformes, Cichlidae. Gene Ontology annotation, molecular function: transcription coregulator activity.